GUCUUGUGUUAAUUGUUUGUGUUUCCGACUGGUCAGGGGGAGCAAGCGCUCCGCGUUACACGAAUGAGGGCAAGAGAUGUGAAUUGUUUGACUCUCAAGAAAAUGCGCCAUUGAAAGGAGUGGUAACUGGGGUAGCGGUAAAUGUAAAAGUUGACCAACUGAAAGGGAAGAUUCCCGGUGUUUGUGAUACUCGUUGUUUGGUACGUCGCAAACAGGGUGGGGUGGCGUAAAUGAAACAUUUAUUGGAUGCCAACCGCCAACCAACCUCAUCGAGGAAGAAGUUAAACCUCAUCGAGGAAGAAGUUAAACCUCAUCGAGGAAGAAAAAUAAGUUGACGUCUGAUUUAUACUUCUGUGUUCUAAGUGAAAGUAAGCAACAUCGAGGCCACGACACCGAACUUACUGGUUGAGAUCGAAGCUCAGUGAAGGGAAAUCAAAGCUGUGUAAAGGAAAUAACAGUAACCAUGGCUCCAACAUUGUAUGAUAAGAAGCCGGAGCCAGGGGAUCUGAUAGAGAUAUUCAGAGGGAACUACCAGCACUGGGCUUUGUACGUUGGUGACGGCUUUGUUGUUCACCUGGCCCCACCCUCCGAGGGACCUGGGGCCAGGGCCAACAGCAUGAUGUCUGUGCUCAGUGACAAGGCUAAGGUGAAGAAGGAAGAGAUCUGGGACGUGGUGGGGCAUGAUCAGUGGUGCGUAAACAACCAGCUGGAUGAGAAGUACCAGGUCAGACCCAUACAUGAGAUACUGAGGGAAGCCCAGGCCUAUGUGGACCAGGAGAUGCCCUACUGUGUCUUCAGGGGGAACUGUGAGCACUUUGUCACAGAUCUGAGAUAUGGGAAGGCUGAGUCUCGACAGGUUCGUCAGGCUGUGGAAACUGUGGGAAUGGCUGCAAUGGUGGGCUUCGGAGUCCUUGCUGUUGCAGGUAUCGCAGCGGCCAUCUUUGGAGGUGGAAGCAAGAAGAAGAAUGAAGAAAAAUAAGUGACCUACUGUAUAAUAGCUUCCUGAGCAGCCAGUCACCAAUAAGCCUAAUAGAUUAUUUUUUUAACUACAGUACUGCCAUCGUCACUUGUAUAAUUCUGGGGCUUUCAGAAGGAAGGGUUGAGUAUUUCCAUAAUAUUUUUAUUUUUUACAGUUAAACAGACAUGAAUUGAAAGCACAAAAGGAGGUAAAGUGGCUGGUUAUAAUUCCAAGGUAUACAGCCUUAGAGGGGCCAUAACCUUGCAGGCUGCUAGACUAAGCUAGCUGUUUUUUUAUUUUAUUUUGUCAGUUAUAAGCAGUGGUGGAAAAAGUACCCAGUUGUCAUACUUGAGUAAAAGUUAAGAUAACUUAAUAGAAAAUGACUCAAGUGAAAGUCACCCGGUAAAAUACUACUUUAGUAAAUGUUUUAAAGUAUUUGGCUUUAAAUAUACUGAAGUAAAAGAAAACCGGACUGCAUCAUUACCCUAUGUCGUUUGGUAGGUAAGUCACAUUUCUGCAGUGUGACAGCUCAUAUAAAACAUUCAUAACCCAUUUAUAUGUCAAAUAAACAUUCAGCAUAUACACACAUUAUAGUUUUUUUAGACAAUUUGAAUCUGUUUAUAAUUGUAUAAUCCUAACAGUAGUAAUUAUCGUGUUAUGGGUCAGUUGGAAUGAUUGAUGUGCAUUGUAUUUGGGCACAGGUAAAGUACAAAGGCUGAGUGCCAGAAUGAUUCCAUGAGGGUUGAAUAGGAGCCAUGUGUCUGGGGUUAAGGCUGAUGGAUCCUAAUAUCUGUUCUAGAGCACUGUCUAAUAUCGUUACAGUUUUAUAUCAUUAUAUACUCUUAAUAUGAAUAUCUAGAUCUUUUAUAUUCUUAGAGAAUGAAGGUAGUGUUAAGUUUCAGCUCUUUGUGUAUGAGAAGUGUAAUUAUCUAGUGGACUGCAGUCGACUGUAGGAAUGUGUACUCCCAAUAACUAAGGCACGGAGGAGCAGGAAGGUUCCGGACUCAGGCUGGGACACGAGAACACCAAGAGGAGGAACAGACUCAGUUCCUGUCCGGAAACAGACUGAUUAUUUAUCUUAGAAAUACAAGAGGUGACGCCACCUAGUCGGAAGGUAUACAUAUACAGUAUGUCCUUGUGUGACCUCUAGGUGUGCUGUGCAGCUGCAACACCCACUGUGGUGAAUAAAUCUAGCUUGAGUUUUUC
This is a messenger RNA of Oncorhynchus tshawytscha (Chinook salmon), 2164 nucleotides long. RefSeq names its product retinoic acid receptor responder 3-like (gene rarres3l). The coding region runs from base 464 to 979 and encodes 171 amino acids. Gene Ontology annotation, molecular function: A2-type glycerophospholipase activity; glycerophospholipid phospholipase A1 activity. Gene Ontology annotation, cellular component: cytoplasm. The record is from RefSeq and is a predicted model, not a curated record. The transcript is spliced from 7 exons. NCBI's taxonomy places the organism in Eukaryota, Metazoa, Chordata, Actinopteri, Salmoniformes, Salmonidae. Gene Ontology annotation, biological process: N-acylphosphatidylethanolamine metabolic process.